GUGAGGAUCAUCCUGAAAUGUCUAAUGUUGAUUUUUACAUUGGUUUACUACUGAGUAAUGCUGGUCAUUAUGAAGAAAGUCAGGCAUAUCUGGAAAGUGCUCGUAGAUUACAAAACAAGUUUCAUGGAAGUCAAUCAAUUACUGUAGCCACAAUUCAUCAUCUUCUUGCCAACUCAUUGACUCACAUUAGAGCAUUUGCUGAAGCUAAGCAAAAUAAGAGAAAAGCAUACAAUAUCUAUAGGACUAAAUUUGGCCCAGAUCAUGCACGUACUGUUCAGUCUUUUAAAAAACAUGAGGUAUAUCACUGAGAAGCAAGUCUCUUAUGAGCAGACUGUAAGUGUAUUUGGCUAACUAUUGCCAAUGGUUAAUUACCAAAAUUAUCUUGUUCAUAUGUUGUCUUCAUAAAU
Amphimedon queenslandica is the source of this 407-nucleotide messenger RNA. RefSeq names its product clustered mitochondria protein homolog. The record is from RefSeq and is a predicted model, not a curated record. Bases 18 to 308 code for a protein of 96 amino acids. The transcript is spliced from 5 exons. Gene Ontology annotation, cellular component: cytoplasm. Gene Ontology annotation, biological process: organelle organization; intracellular distribution of mitochondria. NCBI's taxonomy places the organism in Eukaryota, Metazoa, Porifera, Demospongiae, Haplosclerida, Niphatidae. Gene Ontology annotation, molecular function: protein binding; mRNA binding.